Messenger RNA from Linnemannia hyalina, 336 nucleotides. NCBI's taxonomy places the organism in Eukaryota, Fungi, Mortierellomycota, Mortierellomycetes, Mortierellales, Mortierellaceae. The record is from the annotation of a GenBank genome assembly.
AUGUCUAUUUUCAGACCUUUAUAUUUGAUUAAACCGCACGACUUUACCAAGCUAGAAGAUGACCUCCCAGACUCAAAACCUGUGGAAUAUUAUGAUAGUCGGGAUAUGGAUUCGACUAAUCAGAAGGCUGUCAUGCAGGAGUGGGAGGGUUGGAUGGCUACAUUUGGAAGUAGCAAGCACAAAGUUCUGGUCGACUUGAGUCGCAUGUCACACAAUGAAGCAAAGGCUGCCAAGGAAUACCUAAUCAAGAAGGCGCUUGUUGGUCGGAAGUUGGACAUGUUGGCGACAAGCAGGGAGCAAUUGCGUGACAAUGAAGCUGUCAGAGUUUUACUCUGA